Messenger RNA from Parascedosporium putredinis, 1392 nucleotides. The record is from the annotation of a GenBank genome assembly. Lineage: Eukaryota; Fungi; Ascomycota; Sordariomycetes; Microascales; Microascaceae.
AUGAGCAGAUUGCCGCCUCUGACCACCGAAAGCCCGCUUGUUGUGCAAGCCCGGUCUGAUUAUUUCCGUUCCAUGUCACAAGAUUCUGCGACAUCCGACCAAAGCUCCCAGUCUGAGAAUAUCAGCGACGCAUUUGGUCUGCGGACCGAGGUUCAGGAUGCCUUUUCCGAGGAUAAGAGACCCGUCUCCAUGCACCCCCGCAUGAGUCGUAUUCCACCAACCCCUUGCAAUGAUAUUCCUGUACCAUCGCUCGACCGCCAGACUAGUCGUGGCUUAGAUAUAGGCGAUACCGACACGGGAUUAUCUGCGUUUGGUGCCCAGCGUGUGGAAUCACCAGCCCCGAUGGAGUCGCCCCUAGAGGAACGUUUCUCAGCAUCACCAGUGCGACCUGACGAGGGUGUCGGUACAUCGCCUAGCCUUCGCGGCGACACGUUUGAUGGCGGGGAGGACAAGACGGGGUCAUCGUAUAUCUAUUCCAAGUUCACGAUCCCAAAGAACAAGGCUGCUGAACGGUUGAGUAUCUCGACCCUUCAGAAGCAGGAAUAUUUCACUUGGGACCAGCCUGCUGCACAGAGAACCAAUGUAUCAGGCACUAUCCCUGGCGCACCACCCUCCCCGCCGAUUCGGUCCUCAAGCCCUUCGGGCAAGGGUGAUACGGGAGCCUACGGCACCAGAGGGCCAUCUCUAGAUCAGCCCACGACGGUUGGCCCUGCUCCACAGCCCAUCCCUUCGGCAUCCGAAAUGACGGCCGAGGAACAUCUCGCAAAGGGCAUUGAGUGCCAUGAGAAUGGCUCGCUUAACGAAUCGACAUAUCACCUUCGUCUUGCCGCCAAGCAAAGCCAUCCCACCGCUAUGCUUUUGUAUGCCCUUGCUUGCCGUCACGGCUGGGGCAUGAAGAAAAAUGAGAAGGAAGGUAUUCAGUGGCUACGCAAAGCAGCCGAGUCUGCUAGCCUAGAAAUUGCGGAUGACGAGGGCCAGGCGAAGGAAGGGAAACACGUUGAUGUGCUCGAAAGGCGGACCAGGAAAGCGCAGUUUGCGCUGAGCAUUUAUGAGCUCGGCAUGUGCCAUAUGAACGGCUGGGGUAUUGAGCAAGAUCGCGCACUCGCCCUUCGAUGCUUUGAAAUAGCCGGGACAUGGGGAGAUGUUGACGCACUCCAAGAAGCUGCUCGCUGCUAUGCCGAGGGAAUCGGAUGCAAAAAGGACCUGAAAAAGAGCGCCAAAUUCUACCGAAUGGCCGAGGCAAAAGGUGUAAACCUAGUCGGCAACAGCUGGAUUCAUAAAGCAAAGUACAACGAUGAAGAGGACAAAGACUCCAAGGCGGAAACUAAGUCGCUUAAAGCCCGGAGCAAAUCUCGGACUCGGACUUUAUUCCGCCUCAAGUCUACGUCCUAG